AUGGCAGAAGAAAACGAAGUUGUUCAGCCUGGAAAUACUGAUGGAAAUAAAUUGUUUCAUUCCUCGCUUAGACGACCAGAUAAAUUUAAGAUUGGUGACGAUUUUGAUCUGUUUAUUAAGAAAUUGGAAUUGUAUUUUGAAGCUGUCGAGCUUGUGGAUGAGAAGAAACGAAGGUUUGCUUUGCUGUUUAAUCUCAACGAGGACGCUUUUUGCCUAGCAGAAUCAGUCGAGUUCAUUGAAGGAGCUGAUGCUUACAAGAAUUGGCUUAAGAAGCUGAAACUGUUGUUCGAAAGAAAUCAAACACCUACCGAGAAGAGAUAUAAUGGGGUGUGAGUCAGUCAAUUCUUAUACUGUGGCGUUAAGAGAAGCUGGUGCAAAAUGUGGGUUUAGAGGUGAUGAAUAUGCCAGUAGACUAGUCGACCAGUUUAUUCUUGGACUGAGAGAUCGUACAACUCAGAGUAAAUUAUUACAAGAACCUCCAAGUAAUUUGGAUGAUGCUUUAUUGAUUGCAAGAAGAUUCGAAGCUGCAAAUGCAACCAUGCAAAUUUUGGCUAUGCAAGGUCAGGGUACAGGCAAUAACAGUGUGAUCGGAGCUGUGAGUUCUAUGCGUAAAGUGGUUACAUGUUUUGCUUGCAAUGGAUUUGGACAUGUUGCAAAACAAUGCCCUACAUUAAGGAACAGUUUCAAACAAGACACUCAGUUGUCGCCAAAGUAUGUUAUCUCUGUCAAAAGCCUGGACAUAUAGCUCGUAACUGUUUUAUUUCCAAACCAGGACAAGGUGAUGUGCAAAACAGUCAAGGUAAGCAUGUCGCUAAUAGAAAGUCUCUAGUUUGCUAUCGUUGUGGCAAAGAAGGUCACAUUGCCACGUUUUAUCGGACUGUAUUGGACGAUACUAAGGAGGCUGUACAAAGCCAAGAUCAACGCUUGAACAACCAGCAAAACCGAACUUGCAUGCAAAACGAAACACAAUCUAAGAUAAGACUAUCAACAAUUUCCCCAGCAAGCAAAAGGAAAACCCUCAUGGUUGAAGCCUAG
This is a messenger RNA of Paramuricea clavata, 1035 nucleotides long. NCBI's taxonomy places the organism in Eukaryota, Metazoa, Cnidaria, Anthozoa, Malacalcyonacea, Plexauridae. The record is from the annotation of a GenBank genome assembly.